UCAAUUUCUUCUUUGAGUUGUUUUGUGGUGUGUUACAUUUUGCACCAUGUCUUCUCUCUUCUCCAUUACCAAGAUGUUCUCAUUCUCCACUCUCAUGCUUCUUCUCCAACUGUUCACUAUAAACCUUCCCCAUGCAGAUGCUCAAAUUGGCGUAUGUUAUGGCACAAUGGGUGACAAUUUACCUCCGGCAAGUGAAGUUGUAAGCCUUUACGUAUCAAACAGUAUAACAAGAAUGAGAAUCUAUUAUACUAAUCAAGAUGCUUUGAAUGCACUUCGAAAUUCAAACAUUGAGCUCAUUCUUGGCGUAGCCAACCCCGAUCUUCAAGCGCUUGCAACCAGUUCCAACAAUGCUAUUCAGUGGGUGCAAAACAAUGUCUUGAACUACUUCCCUUAUGUCAAAAUCAAAUACGUGGCAGUCGGCAACGAAGUGAAUCCCGUUGGAGCAAACUCUCAGUAUGCGCAGUAUGUUCUGCCUGCAAUUCAAAACAUAUACCAAGCUAUUAGGGCUCAAGGUCUUCAAGAUCAAAUUAAGGUUACAACAGCCAUUGACAUGAGCAUGUUAGGAAACUCUUACCCUCCAUCACAAGGCUCCUUCAGAGCUGAUGUGAGGUCAUACAUAGACCCCAUAAUCGGCUACUUGGUAUAUGCAAAUGCACCUUUACUAGCAAAUAUCUACCCUUAUUUCAGCUACGCUGAUAACCCUACUGACAUAUCACUUUCUUAUGCUCUUUUCACCUCACAAACUGUUGUGGUAUGGGAUGGUCAAUACGGAUACAAAAAUUUGUUUGAUGCUAUGUUGGAUGCAUUGCAUGCUGCAAUUGAUAACACUGGAAUUGGUUAUGUUGAGGUUGUUGUGUCGGAGAGUGGAUGGCCGUCAGAUGGAGGGUUUGCCGCCACUUACAACAACGCAAACACCUACUUAGGUAAUUUGAUUCUUCGUUCUAAAACAGGUACUCCUAGAAGGCCUUCGAAACCUACAGAAAUCUAUAUUUUUGCUAUGUUCGAUGAGAAUCAAAAGAGUCCUGAAAUAGAGAAACAUUUUGGACUCUUCUUCCCUAACAAGCAAAAGAAAUAUACAUUUGGAUUCACUGCAUAAAGGAAUGGAAGAUGGUAAUACUACGAUAGUGCCCUUCAAGUUACUUGUAAUAAUAAGAUCAAAAGUUUACUAUUGUUUGUGUCAUCAUGAUGUUUGUGUGAAAUAAUAAUUAUCCUUCGUCUUUGGAUACAAAGAUGUUGGAAUGUUUAUAAA
Vigna radiata var. radiata (mung bean) is the source of this 1249-nucleotide messenger RNA. RefSeq names its product glucan endo-1,3-beta-glucosidase, basic isoform-like. Gene Ontology annotation, biological process: carbohydrate metabolic process. Bases 47 to 1096 code for a protein of 349 amino acids. The record is from RefSeq and is a predicted model, not a curated record. Gene Ontology annotation, cellular component: plasma membrane. The transcript is spliced from 2 exons. NCBI's taxonomy places the organism in Eukaryota, Viridiplantae, Streptophyta, Magnoliopsida, Fabales, Fabaceae. Gene Ontology annotation, molecular function: hydrolase activity, hydrolyzing O-glycosyl compounds.